Messenger RNA from Saccostrea cuccullata (small rock oyster), 1639 nucleotides. RefSeq names its product protein jagged-2-like. The transcript is spliced from 6 exons. Gene Ontology annotation, biological process: cell communication. Gene Ontology annotation, cellular component: membrane. The record is from RefSeq and is a predicted model, not a curated record. Gene Ontology annotation, molecular function: calcium ion binding. NCBI's taxonomy places the organism in Eukaryota, Metazoa, Mollusca, Bivalvia, Ostreida, Ostreidae. The annotation marks the transcript as partial.
CAGCUAUGUGAGGGGUCCGGACACAUCUCUUUGACUAUGGUGCGUUACUACAAUCCUGGGGGCCGGGGGAGAAACGGACAUCCGUGUGACGGGAAAUUCUUCUUCAGCGGAAGUGACUGUGACCACAGAUUUACCAUCUGUCUGGACCAGUCAAAUGGACCCAACAAUGUAUACAGGUGUCCUUAUGGAAGAAAAUCAACAGGCGAAGUUUCCAACAAUAACAACAACUACUUCGGUGGAAAUGUAGGAGGUGUGGCAAACCCAAUGAUAUUUCCCUUCGCCCUAUGGCCGGGUGGCAUUAAGAUUAAGGUAGAAGUAUGGGAUGUUGACGACAACAGCGAUGAUUACGUUGACUUCCUGGCUGCUAUUUAUAGAACUAUUCCUGGUUUCAACGUCACUUCCGCUUCGUUAGUACCGUACACUCUCAGCUCACGCACAACGUUAUGGUUAAGAUUGAAGGUUUACUGCGACCAGGAUUAUUAUGGGGAAAACUGUGCCACUUUCUGUCAGUCACGUGACGAUCGUUUCGGACACUAUACCUGUGACCCCAAUACGGGAUCUAAAAUAUGUUUGAAAGGCUGGCAGGGGACACUAUGUCAUGUCCAGAUUGACAACUGUCUCAGUUCACCCUGUGUAAAUAGCGCCACCUGUGUCAACUCACACGGAGGCUUUCUUUGUGUCUGUGCGGACGGAUUCAACGGCACACGAUGUGAAAUUGAUUUAGAUGAGUGUCGAUCCUCCCCUUGUCAAAAUAAUGCAACUUGCACAGACCUUAUAAAUGGAUUUCAUUGCACGUGUUUGAAUGGAUUUUCUGGAAAGACGUGUUUGGAAAACAUAAACGAUUGUUUGUUAAUCCCUUGUAAAAAUAAUGCUACGUGUACAGAUCUGAUUGGCGGAUUUAAAUGUCAAUGCAGAGGGGGUUGGUCAGGUAUGCAUUGUGACGUCAAUAUUGAUGAAUGUAGCAGCAGUCCAUGUCAUGGGAAUGCAACAUGUGUAGAUGAUAUAGAUAGCUUCCGGUGCAUGUGUCCUCGAGGUAUUACUGGCAGACUUUGUGAUUCUGAUGUAAAUGAAUGUCGCAAUUUUUCAUGUGGAAACGGAGGUACCUGUGUUAAUACAGUCGGAAGCUUUUACUGCGCAUGCCCUGUGGCAUGGAUUGGGGAAACCUGUGAGAUAGAUGUAAAUGAGUGUGAUGACAAUCCUUGUAUAAAUGGAAAAUGCACUAAUUUAGAGGGAGAUUUCUAUUGUAAUUGUUCCAAGGGGUGGAUUUGUGCUUUAUGUGAUGUUGAUGUUGAUGAAUGCGUGUCCUCCCCCUGCUUUGGAUCUGCCACCUGUGUAAAUAGUAAUGGCAGCUUCUCUUGUGUCUGUCCACCAGGUUAUUCUGGUAAAGUAUGUGAACAAAAUAUAAAUGAAUGCAAUUCCAAUCCUUGCUUACAUAAUUCCACAUGUAGCGACGGAGUGAACAAUUUUCAUUGUGCAUGUCAGUCUGGUUUUUCUGGUAAACGUUGUGAGAAUAACAUUGAUGAAUGCAUUUCCAAUCCUUGCCAACAUCAGUCCACGUGUAUCGACACAUUUGGGUCUUUUGAGUGUUUAUGUCCGCAGGGCAUUCAUGGAACUGUAUGUGAGGUUGAUGAAAACGAGU